AGAUCGGAGAUUUGGAUGUAGUAGGUAGGUUUGCUAACAUGCACUACGCCUUCCAAACCAAAUUCCCCUAAAACCCCAGAAAAUCAAACUUCAAAUUUAACCGGAAAGUAUCAAGAACAAUGGGAAGUACAAAUGCUCUCGUCAAUCUUCAGUUCAACACAAACAAUUGCUUCAAUUGUGCGAUUUCUAGAACAAAUCAUUCAAAUUCCUUGCAGAUCAAUCAAAAAAAGACGUAUCUGAAUGUCUCAAAUAAGAGGCAAAAUAAGUUUGAUAGAGUCGUUUGUUUUGCUGUUGAGGAUAUGAAGGAUAUGCAAAGAAAGCUUGGUAUCGGGUUUGGAGGAUCAAUUGUUGAAUCUAAACCUAAGGUGGUUGAUGAGAUAAUAGAAGAUAAACAAUCAGAAAACGAAGGCGCAAUUUAUAAAUUUCUUUAUCCGGAUAAAGAGCUUCUUCCAGAAGAUAAAGAAAUGAGCAUCUUCGAUCAUCUGGAAGAGCUUCGAGAACGGCUUUUUGUGUCCGUUUUGGCUGUCGGAGCUGCCAUCUUAGGAUGCUUCGUGUACUCAAAAGAACUCAUAAAGCUUCUAGAAGCUCCGGUCAGUACUCAAGGCGUUAGAUUCUUACAAUUAGCCCCUGGAGAGUUUUUCUUCACAACUAUAAAGGUUUCUGGGUACUGUGGCAUUCUUUUAGGAAGCCCUGUGAUUCUAUAUGAAAUCAUAGCUUUUGUUCUUCCGGGGUUAACAAAAUCAGAAAGGAAAUUCCUAGCCCCGAUAGUUCUCGGAUCAUCGAUUCUAUUCUACGCCGGAAUCGCGUUUUCCUAUUCCGUUCUCACUCCGGCUGCUUUGAACUUUUUCGUUACAUAUGCAGAAGGGGUUGUGGAGUCAUUAUGGUCGAUUGAUCAAUAUUUUGAGUUUGUUCUCGUGCUUAUGUUCAGCACCGGAUUGUCAUUCCAGGUUCCAGUGAUACAACUGUUACUAGGUCAAGUUGGUUUGGUGUCAGGGGAUCAAAUGUUGUCAAUAUGGAGAUAUGUGGUUGUUGGUGCGGUUAUUGCUGCGGCUAUUGUGACUCCAUCAACCGACCCGUUGACUCAGCUGCUUCUUGCGGGACCGCUUUUGGGUCUUUAUUUUGGUGGUGCGUACACCGUUAAGUUCAUCGGCCGGUAACCUUUAGACAAAAUGUAGACUGUAGAGGCAUGACUGUCUACAUCUGUCAUCUGACAUCUUUUACCUGACG
This is a messenger RNA of Lactuca virosa, 1227 nucleotides long. NCBI's taxonomy places the organism in Eukaryota, Viridiplantae, Streptophyta, Magnoliopsida, Asterales, Asteraceae. The record is from the annotation of a GenBank genome assembly.